Messenger RNA from Purpureocillium lilacinum, 2415 nucleotides. Its product is annotated as type I transmembrane sorting receptor. The record is from RefSeq and is a predicted model, not a curated record. Gene Ontology annotation, biological process: proteolysis. Lineage: Eukaryota; Fungi; Ascomycota; Sordariomycetes; Hypocreales; Ophiocordycipitaceae. Gene Ontology annotation, molecular function: aspartic-type endopeptidase activity.
AUGCGGUCCUCAGGCGUGGCCGUCGCUCUCCUGGUCCUUGCGUCGACUGGGCAUGGCCGUCAUGGCCAGGUACAGGAUGACGAGGCAGCACCUGACGCAGUGAUCUUUUCCAUGCCGGCCGAAGCCAACGAGCAACUUCAGCGCAGCGGCCCAACGGAACUUGCUCUUACGUAUCUCAAGUACGGGACCCCAAUACCGCCGGAGCUGGACGAGCUUGUCGGGGAGCGCUUGGACACUGCCUCCAACAGACAACGCAAGCGGUGGCCUCCCCCGUCUGCGCCCCUGUCCUCGCAGCUUGGAUUCCGGGGACGGGAAUAUCUCAUCGAGGCGCAACUCGGCACCCCUGCGCAGCGACUGAAUCUGCUUCUAGACACCGGAUCCAGCGACUUCUGGGUCUUCAGCACCAACACGCCCGCCCGCGCCGCCGGACGACGCACGAGGUACGACCCGUCCAAGAGUAUGACCGCGCACAAGUCCGACGGCUACACAUGGGCCGUCACGUACGGGAUCGGUUCCGCGGUGGGCGGCAUCGUGUACUGGGACUCUGUCACGGUUGGGCGAGUCACGGUCCUGAGACACCCUGUUGAGUCCGUGCAGGUUUUGACUCCAAAGGUCGAGCUCGCCAUGAGUGCGUCCGGCGUUCUCGGGCUUGGUUUCGAUAAGCAGAACAAGGUGCGGCCGAGGCGUAGACGGACCUGGUUCUCCAAAGCGAAGCGCAACUUCAAGGAGCCGCUGUUUACCACGCGUCUUGUUAGAGACGAGUCCAAAGGCACGUGCGGCUUUGGAUACAUCGACGCGUCCAAGUACAAGGGCAACAUCACCUACACGCCCGUGCUCGGCAACACUGGUCUCUGGAGCUGGUCGGCCAGCGGCUACCGGGUAGGACAGAGCCCAUUCCAAGUGCAGGACAUCCGCGGCGUGGCCGACACGGGUUCGAGCCUGGUGCUGCUGCCGCGAAGCAUCGUAGAGGACUACUGGGCUCGAGUGGCGGGCGCAAAGUACAAUCGGGCCGCGGGAGGGUAUACGUUUCCGUGUAGCGCGGCGCUGCCCGACUUUACGUUCGGGGUCAAGGACCAGAUGUUCACGAUCCCGGGGAGCGAUAUGCAAGUGCGAAAUGCGCGAAACGGUAGCAGUUCGUCGAUGUGCUUUGGCCUGAUACAGAGCAACGGCGGCGGGUUGACGGUCUGGGGUAACCCUGCGCUCCAGGCGGCGUUCAUUGUCUGGGACGUUGGGCGAAUGCGCCUGGGGUGGGCGCAGCCUGCCUACCAGCGCAUCUUUGACGCCGACGAGACGCCAUUGCUCUACCAGAACGACAACGGUGCCCUUUCGUCUCACGAGGCGCGGAGAGGCGGCCCAGGCACCCGAGACGACGUGGCAAGCUUAAAAGGAUCAGAAGCUCUUACUGGGCGUGCUCUCGGUGCGGCCAUGUUGGCUCAAAUGCAAAAUACACGCUCAGGGACCGUCGGCCCAAGGCGGCGCGUGGCCUACAUCCGCACAGUCAUUGACAACGACGUCGACUACAAUGAGACAGACUGGUGCAACCUGCGCACAUGGCUGCGCUUCUGGGUCGGCAAGGAGGCUCGCCCGCACCCGUUUAGCGCAGAGGCAAAGAUGAGAUGCGGCGUGAAUACGACAGACAUUCAGCAUCAUUAUAUCCUGGCUUAUCGGAAUGCGGCGGACGAGUUCGUGCUGGACUGGCUCAUUGGCUGCUCAACAAAGGGCAGCUUCCGGCUCAGGCGACGCGACUUUACCGUCUACCUGUCACAGGCGCAGGCGAGCGACCCGGCGAAGAAGGAGCUGCUUCAACGGCUACAGAGCGAGUCCGUUUCCGUCCACAUCGUGCCUUUGGAUAAAGCACGAGAAACACUAUCGCAGGAUGAACCCGAUGCAUGCGAAGAGGCUUUACUCUCCGCGAGCGACUACCUCCUCGAAACAUACCUCUCACGCGCGCAACGCAUCUCCCCCUUCCACAGCCUGUGGCGCGACUCGCUACGACACGGCCACCGGGAGGCGUCCAACGCCGCCGAGAAGAGCAAAGAGUACUUUGAAGGGGGCCGGCUGCGCGCGCACAUGGGCGGGUAUUCGUCGAGCUCGUGCUCGUACCCGCCUCCCAAGACCGAUGCCUGGCGGCGCGCCCACGACGAGGCGUGGCGCAACUACGCGUGUCCGUCGUGCGGCAAGCGCUGCAAGAGGAGCAAGGGGUGUCGGACGACGGGCGAGUGGUGGACGGCGGGCAGGUCGGAGGCGGCGCGGCGAUGGGGCGAGGACGUGGACACGUCGGCGCCGCGACCGCCCGAGUUUGAGAAAGAGUGGAGGGACCUGAGCGUCGAGGACGUCGUGGCGCGGUACGGGAAGGGAUGGGGGUCGCGCGUCGGCUGGAAGUGGCAGUCAGUCGAUACCUUUUCGGGGGAAUGA